ACCGCCAUAAAAUUGCAGAAGAAGAAGAAGAAGAAAGAGCUCGCUUGUGAUGUGUUUGUGUAUCCUCAGUUUUUUCUCUCUUGAGUGUUUUAUUGAGUGUAAACAGAGUCUUGUCUCUGUGUAUUUUAGUGUUGAUGAUGGAUGAGAUGUGCUGUAAAUCAGUAGGAACUGAUCUGUCCAUGCUGGAUAUUGAUGAUUUCAUCACAGAAAUCUCUCAGCUGAAGAAAGAGGUGGCGUUACUGGAGACAAAGCUGAGGUUAAGAGGAGAUGAAGGACUGAAGAGAGAGGACUCCGAGCUCAGUCUGACUUUACUCUGUUAUACUGAGUCAAAGCACACAGACGCUCAGGACACUACAGUGUGUGACAGUAAUCAGGACUUACAGGAUGAUGAAUCUACUGAUCAAACCUCCACAGAGUCUCUGGAUUCUGUCUGUAACGCUGGAGAACAGCAGCAGAUCCUGCAGACCAAACUCAAGAUGUGUUCAGUUAAACUCAUCGACUUCAGGAACAUCAUGAUGAAGAUCAAAACUGAACCUACAAAAGUAAAAACUGAACCCACAUCUGAUGAAUAUGAAGACAAUCAUGGUGAUGAUGAGGAGGAGGAGGAGAAUUAUGACAACGCUGAUGAUGAUUUUAUUCCUUCGGAUGAGAAAAGUGAUUCAUGUUCUGAGGGAGAAAUAACGUCCUCAACAUCAAAAGAGCGACGGACAGCACAAUCUUUUUCCUGCACCACCUGUGGAAAGACAUUGAGCUCACAGGGACAUUUAAAGAGACAUGAGAGAAAACACACAAAACAGAAACUCUAUACCUGCAGGAGAUGUAAGAUCAGCUUUACUACCUUACAAGAGAAGAAACUUCAUUCAGAAGAGCACAGAGAGAAGAAGUUACACUGUGACAAAAGUGAUGAAAAGUCUUUCCACUGCACUGAAUGUGACAAAUAUUUCAGUACCAAAGGAAAUCUUGAUGCUCAUAAGACAAUUCACACAGGAGAAAAACCAUACGAGUGUCCUCGCUGUGAGAUGAGAUUCAGACUCAAACCUCAUCUGAAGAAACACAUGCGUAUACACACCAAUGAGAGACCGUAUCAGUGCAGUGAAUGUGGAAAAACCUUUAGGCAGCUAUUUUCACUACAGUCACAUCAAAAAAUACACAGUGAGGAGAAACUCCAUCAAUGUUCACACUGUGAUAAACGUUUUCGUCAUAAAGGUCAGUUGAUCGUCCAUGAAAGAGUUCAUACUGGAGAGAAACCUUAUCUCUGUUCUCACUGUGGUAAGAGCUUUUCCAGUCCAACUUCUUUCAGUGUUCAUCAGAGAGUUCACACUGGAGAGAAACCCUAUCACUGUAAUCUUUGUAGGAAGAGUUUUAAUCGGCAGUUUAACUUUGUAAUGCACCAGAGAACUCAUACAGGAGAAAGACUUUACAAAUGCUCUCAGUGUGAGAAGACGUUUGCUCGACCAGAUGUCCUGAGAACCCAUGAGAGAGUUCACACUGGAGAGAAACCUUACGUCUGCUCGAUCUGUGGAGAGAAAUUUGCUUAUUUAGGAAGUUUUCAUACUCACAAGAAGAAACAUACUGAAGAACACACUACACUGAAAUCAUCAUAGUAUCUUUUAACUUUGAAAUAAUUCAGUUUAAACACACAGUUCUUAUAUUCUUGUAGUCUUUUUUGUAAAACCAAUUCUCUGUUUUAUAUGCAGAAAUAAAUCUAAUUAUUUAA
Molecule: messenger RNA, 1717 nt
Organism: Misgurnus anguillicaudatus (oriental weatherfish)
Lineage: Eukaryota; Metazoa; Chordata; Actinopteri; Cypriniformes; Cobitidae
Source: RefSeq, a predicted model, not a curated record